Chelonus insularis is the source of this 1367-nucleotide messenger RNA. RefSeq names its product ADP-ribosylation factor-like protein 3. NCBI's taxonomy places the organism in Eukaryota, Metazoa, Arthropoda, Insecta, Hymenoptera, Braconidae. Gene Ontology annotation, biological process: cilium assembly. The coding region runs from base 348 to 1070 and encodes 240 amino acids. Gene Ontology annotation, cellular component: cytoplasm; microtubule cytoskeleton. The record is from RefSeq and is a predicted model, not a curated record. The transcript is spliced from 4 exons. Gene Ontology annotation, molecular function: GTPase activity; GTP binding.
CGCAUACAUAUGUAGUUUAAAUGUAAAUAAAAGAUUAAAAGUAGUACUUUGCGAAAGUUGCUCAGAAAUCUAGAGCUCUUUCAACACGAAAUAGAUAAGUAAAAUAAGAAAUGUAAUAGUGCUGUCCUAAAGAUUUUAUGGAACAUAUUUAAAUAGAAUCUCUGCAAUUCAAAUUAAUCAAAAAAAUUUUCUUGUGCGCAUGAUCUGAAAUUUUUACACAUGUGUUUUGGUAAAGCGAAUACAAUUCACGUGCGGUCGAAAUUCAUGAAGAAAAAUAUUGUUAAUACUCUGUUUUUAAAUUACAUAAUAAUUUAAACAAACUCCAGUUACGUUAUAAUUGGAUAAUUAUGGGCAAGAGUUUGAUGAAUUUGCCUCAGAAUGGGCAAAAAAUAUUUUGGAUCAGUUGUGCGUGUGUGGGUGCUUAUGUUGCUUAUCGAUAUUGGAAAAAAAGAGAAUCGAAAGCUAUUGACGAAGGCUUCGAAGAUGUUACAAGGUUAGAUGAUAGUAAUGAACGAAGAGUACUUCUCCUUGGUCUAAAAGGUGCUGGAAAGACAUCAGUAAUGAAUCAAGCUGUUGCUGCUGAUUCUCAUGGAAAUUAUUAUCAAUUUCCACCAAAACCUACCGAUGGAUUUGCUGUUUACCGGCUAAAAAAGGGGAAUUAUAUCUUCAAUGUUUGGGAAAUUGGGGGAUCAGAAGAAACAAAGCAACAUUGGAGUAAUUUCUUACAAGACACUGACCUUUUAGUAUUUAUGGUAGAUGCAAGCGAUGCUGAUAAAUUAUCUCAAGCUGUGUUAGCAUUGAAACAAUUAUUAGGAGAUAGUAGAAUGGAUAAUGUCCCCAUACUAGUCAUCGCUAAUAAGCAGGAUGUUUCAAAUGCAUUAAGGAUGGACCAAAUCAAGAAAGCUUUAGAUCUUCAUAGCAUCUCACCUCUAAAACACAAAGUCGAAGUAAUUGAAAGUCAAACAAUGCCAAUGCCACCAAUAGAACCUGGUAUAAAAGAGUAUAAUUGGUACCAUCCUAGUAUUGAUACAGUCAGAAAAAAAAUAUUUUCACUUGCUACCAUAUCGUAAAUCAAAAGAGUCAAAUUUUUUUUGGAUAAUUUUCUCUAUUUAUAAGUAUAAAAACUAAAUAUAUUGAUUAUAUAAGUGAUUAAGUAAUGAAAAAUAAUUAUAUGCAUAGAAGGUAAAAGGAAUAACAAAUCCUUUAGAGAAAUAUUUUUUAUGGCAACUUCCAUGUCUUUUGGACCAUAAGAUAAAACAAUUUACGUUGAUAUUAUGAAAAGAUUAAUAUAAUUAAUCAUGAUGCAUUUAUUAUAAAGAAUAUAUUUUUUUUCACGAAAUGAAAAAAUUAUUUUUACAAAUCAUUUU